Sclerotinia sclerotiorum 1980 UF-70 is the source of this 3540-nucleotide messenger RNA. RefSeq lists its product as hypothetical. NCBI's taxonomy places the organism in Eukaryota, Fungi, Ascomycota, Leotiomycetes, Helotiales, Sclerotiniaceae. The coding region runs from base 1 to 3540 and encodes 1179 amino acids. The record is from RefSeq and is a predicted model, not a curated record. Gene Ontology annotation, biological process: glycogen catabolic process. Gene Ontology annotation, molecular function: amylo-alpha-1,6-glucosidase activity; 4-alpha-glucanotransferase activity. The transcript has 5 exons.
AUGGUUUCUAACGAAGUCUAUUUACUCCCUCUCAAGGAUGAUGGGAGCCCUGAUGUAUCCGGGGGAUACAUCUAUCUUACUCCCAAAGGCACAGAGCCAAUAAUUGUCCGUUUCGCUAUUGAGGGGACAUCCUCGAUAUGUCGAGAAGGCAGUCUCUGGGUAAACAUCCCCGAGAAAGGUGCAGAAUUUCAAAGAGACCAGUUUCGUGAAUUCAAAUUGGAACCAGAUUUUAAUCGUACCAUUGAAAUAUCGAUACCCAUUCAUUCAGCUGGCGCAUUCGCAUUCUAUACUACGUACAAAGCUCUGCCGGAUCUGGAUAAUACAAAUACCGCUACUAUCGAAACUACAAAAUCCCCAGUUAAAGAUCUUGCCAAUCAUGGUCUUCCAACGACGCUUGAUUCUGUUGAUGACUUGGUUAAAGUAAUGGCUGGUGUCAAAACAGAGGUCAUUGCUAAACUUCGUCUAUGGGAAUACUAUGUUAUUGAAAUUGAAAGGGAUGCCGAUGCAGUUGUAGAGGCCUGGGCAGCUAACAAAAUUUCAUUUCCAGAGGGAGGAUUUGGUGGAUCAGGUUUUGGUGGUUUAGAAGCAAUCAAAAAUGCUUCAGUGGCAGACCAGGCGACCUUCUUGAGAGAAAAGGGAAUGCUCAACACUGACAGACUGGGAGAGAGAUACAGAAGGAUGGUAAACCCUAAAGUUGGUGCGGCGCUGCUUACAGCUCUGUUUGGAAGAUUCGAAGGCGACAAGUCAAAUAGUGCCGAUCGAGCAGAAGCACGAAGUCGCUUGGUUAACAUCCUGGAUGAAGUCAACCUUCCAUAUUACAAAGAAUAUGACGUUGAUGUAGCGGAGAUUCUUGAUCAGCUCUUCAACCGCACCAAAUAUGUUCGGCUUGAUGAUAAUGGACCAAAACUGGGCCCUAUCGAUGAAAAGAAUCCUCUUAUUGAAACUUACUUCACCAGAUUACCCAAAAAUUCCACUACCUCGAAGCACAAUCAAGAGGACCUCGCUUUGGUGAACAAUGGCUGGAUUUGGGCGGCAAACGCACUUGUUGACAAUGCUGGUCCCAAAUCUCGCGCAUACCUUCGCCGUGAAGCUUGGAGUACUGGAGAAGUCAGUCGUCUGGUCCACCGCCACGGUGGUAGACCUAUCGGAAGUUUUGAAGUUGAUGAAGUCUCUGGAGCAGAUCAAAAGACACCCAAUGGUAAAACCAAUGGAUCAACUUCUGGCAGAGAAAUUAUACGCACCAUCAGAUAUACUCCGGUUCACGCCCUUUUCAUGGACUGCACCCAUGAUAACGAAGUUCCUGCCCAAAAGCGUGAUGCUCGAGACACUUUACCAAAUGCUGCACUAGUUGCCAUGUGUUCUAGUGCCAUCGGUAGCGUUAUGGGUUAUGAUGAGAUUUAUCCCAAGCUAGUAGAGAUCGUUCAUGAAACAAGAUUGUACACUUCUGCUUCUUCUGAAAAAGAAGUUAAGAUUGGAGCUGGCGAAGGUGGCAUCGGCGGGAUCAAAAAGCUUCUCAACCAAAUCCAUAGUAUCAUGGGUAAGGAUGGGUACGCUGAGACAUACAUUCAUCACGAAGAUCAGUAUAUCACAGUUCAUCGGGUGCAUCCUGAAUCUAGAAAAGGAUACUUCCUCAUCGCACAUACAGCGUUCCCAGGCUAUGGUAACGGAAAUGGAGGUUUCAAACCAGUUCACCUUGGAGGCACUAAGGCUAGCCAUCUCGGCAGCUGGAUGCUUGAAGUUGACACUUCUGACGAGGCAAAGAAGGAGGCACUGGGAGAUAAGAAAUAUCUAAGAGGAUUACCUAGCAAGGUCUCCAAUCUUCCCGGAGUCCGCAUGGAAUACAAAGACGGAGAGACAACGAUUUCAGUCCGAGAUAAAUUUCCUCCUGGAAGUAUUGCAUUGUUCGAGACAUGGAUACCUGCUGCUGAGCAUGCGACCGGUCUCGAUAACUUUGUCACCUCGGGGGCUAAGGCAGCAUUUUCAGAGUUGGACCUCAUUGAUCUAAACUUCGUUCUGUACAGGUGUGAGCCGGAAGAGCGCGAUUCUAGUGAGGGCAAAGAUGGAGUUUACGAUAUUCCUGGCCAUGGGAAACUCGUAUAUGCUGGUUUACAAGGUUGGUGGAGCGUGCUCAAAAAUAUCAUCAAAGACAAUAACUUGGGACAUCCCAUGUGUAACCACUUGAGAGAAGGGCAAUGGGCACUGGACUACAUUAUUGGCAGACUGGAAAGAAUAUCAAGCAAAUCUGGUUAUGAACGUGUACAGAAGCCAGCGAUGUGGUUGAAAGAGCGUUUCGAUGCUAUUCGAAAAAUGCCAAGCUUUUUACUCCCACGUUAUUUUGGACUAGUUAUUCGAACUGCUUAUCGAGCUGCCUGGGAACGAAGUUUGUCACUCAUGAAUAAGAAUGUUCGUGAAGGGCAAUGGUUCUUACAAGAUUUGGCCAUGAUUAUACGAAGAUUGUGCCAAAUGGGAUUAGAUCUAUUGAAAGAGAAGGUACCUCGACGCUUCUUACCUUAUGAUGACACAUACUUUGAUUCCGAUGAUGCAAGGGCAUACUCAAAGACAUCUAUUCUUGAGGACAUUAUCCAAGAAUCUUUGCAACGUCAUGCAUCUGGAAUGUCAUUUAGAGAAGCAAACGCUGGUCCCAAUCUUGACAUGCAAAUGAGCUCCGAGGGCUUCAAUAUUGACAUCAAGGUUGAUUGGUCAACCGGACUCAUAUUUGGUGGUAACCAAAAUAACUGCGGUACUUGGAUGGACAAGAUGGGUGAGAGCGAACGAGCUAAAAGCAAGGGAGUACCUGGUACACCUCGUGAUGGUGCCGCUAUUGAGAUCACUGGUCUCUUGUAUAGUACUCUUCGUUGGGUGGCUGAACUUCAUGAGAAAGGAAAGUACAAGUAUGCCGGCGUCAGUACUUCAGAUCCAUCUAUGCAGGUCAUCACUUUCUCAGAUUGGGCGAACAAAAUCAAGGAGAAUUUCGAACGUUGUUACUAUGUUCCAUUGGACUCUAAGGACGACGCGAAGUAUGAUGUGAACACUUCUAUCGUCAAUCGAAGAGGUAUUUACAAGGAUUUGUACAAAUCUGGUAAAGAGUAUGAAGACUAUCAGCUGCGAGCAAACUUCCCAAUUGCCAUGACGGUGGCCCCAGAGCUAUUUGACGAUACACAUGCACUUAAUGCUUUGUUCCUUGCAGAUAAGGUUCUUCGUGGCCCUACUGGUAUGGCAACUCUUGAUCCUGCAGAUCUUAAUUACCGACCAUAUUACAUCAAUUCCGAAGAUAGUGAUGACUUCGCAACUUCAAAGGGAAGAAAUUAUCACCAGGGUCCAGAGUGGUUGUGGCCAACUGGUUUCUUCUUGAGAGCCUUAUUGAAAUUUGAUCUCAAGAGAAGAAAGACUCCAGCGGCUAAGACCGAAGCUUUUCAACAGAUUACUCGCAGGUUAGCAGGCUGCAAGGAGGCUAUUGUUAGCAGUGACUGGGCAGGAUUAACAGAAUUGACAAACAAAGAUGGUUCUUAUUGUGCCGAUUCGGUAUAUUGUAUUCUCUGA